Musa acuminata subsp. malaccensis (wild Malaysian banana) is the source of this 2245-nucleotide messenger RNA. The record is from RefSeq and is a predicted model, not a curated record. Lineage: Eukaryota; Viridiplantae; Streptophyta; Magnoliopsida; Zingiberales; Musaceae.
AGAAAGCGACGCCUGUAGAUUUGAUGGCGCGGCAGCGUCACCCGUUGCCCGAGAUCAGCAAAAUUUAUCGCUUUCCAUUAUCGAAAUCCCCCCAAGUUUCGAUACAUGGCCAGGGGUUAAAAAUAAGAGCCGGAGAGAUCGAAGCAGCAGCAGCAGCGGCGGCGGCGGCAGUGGGUAGGGAGUGGCCGUCCUCCGACGCCGCCGCUCCCGAAACCUAGGGUUUUGGCGGCGGAUUUGCGUCUUCGGCGCUGUAGAUUCCACCGAGAUUGCUCCGCGGUGGUCCGAUCCGGGCCGGGUCGCGGCUGGUUCGCCUUUUGCUUCGAGCAAGAUUCGUUUUAUAUAUAUAUAUAUAUAUAUAUAUAUAUAUAUAUAUAUAUAGGGCCUCGAUCUUCUCCCCCUCCCUCCGGGAGGUCGACGGGUGUCGCUUCGUCGCUUGCUUCCGCUGUACGGAUAAGGGUUGGGGGGUUGUCGUUCUCGGUUGGGGAUUGCCCUUGCUUUGGAUUUAUUAGGAGAUUCGGUUUUGUUUCUCCGAGGGGUUGGUGUGGAGGGGGAGCUUCUGGAUUAUUCGGCUUCGGCCCUGUGUAAGCCUUCCAAGGUUGGAAAGUUGAGAUUUUGAGGGUGUUUUUUGGUUUUGUUUUUUGUUUUUUGUUUUUAAGUGCGUUCCCUGUGGAGGCGGCGGCGGCGGCGGUGAUGGUGACGGUGAAUGGGGAGUAGGACAGGUGGGGUUGGAGUCGAAGAUGGUAAGCUAACUGCGGCCGGGACGGAAAGCUCUAUUUCUUCGUCGACGGUGGUUCAGAACACGUUUUAGCUUCCAUAGAUAUUACACCUUCAGCUGCUAGAGUUGAGUCUUUGACGUCACCCCAACAGAAGGGAUACCAGCCUAGCUCGGUCUAUUUUCCAGUGGUCAGUUUGAGAACUGGAAAGAGAUCACAAUGGCAGAUGUGAGUCCUAGGACAGAUACCUCCACAGAUGUGGAUACUGAUGACAAAGAUAAGAGGUUAGAACGAGGACAACAUGCUGUUGUUGCAGCAUCUGAUUCUAGUGACAGGUCGAAGGACAAGACACUGGACCAAAAGAAAAUUAUUUUCGAACAGACAGUUCGUCGACUGGCUCAAAAUCGUGAAGCUGCAAGAAAGAGUAGGUUAAGAAAAAAGGCUUAUGUACAACAACUAGAGAGUAGUAGACUGAAGCUAACUCAACUUGAGCAGGAGCUCCAAAGAGCUCGGCAGCAGGGAAUUUUUAUUUCUGGCUCAGGAGAUCAAUCCCACGCCAUGGGUGGAAAUGGGGCGUUGGCUUUUGAUGUAGAAUAUGCACGAUGGCUCGAAGAACAUAACCGGCAGAUCAAUGAGCUGAGAUCUGCAGUGAAUGCUCAUGCCAGUGAAAAUGAUCUCUGUGUUAUCGUUGAUGGUGUCAUGGCUCAGUAUGAUGAAAUAUUUAGGCUUAAGGGCAUUGCUGCCAAGGCUGAUGUCUUUCAUAUAUUAUCAGGCAUGUGGAAGACACCAGCUGAAAGGUGUUUCUUAUGGCUGGGAGGAUUCCGUUCAUCUGAGCUUCUGAAGCUACUUGCAAAUCAGCUGGAGCCGCUUACAGAGCAGCAAAUGAUGGGCAUAUGCAACCUUCAGCAGUCAUCGCAGCAAGCUGAGGAUGCUCUGUCUCAAGGGAUGGAGGCGUUGCAGCAGUCCUUGGCAGAAACACUGGCUGGGUCGCUUGCCCCCUCAGGAUCUUCAGGGAAUGUUGCAAACUACAUGGGUCAGAUGGCUAUGGCAAUGGGAAAACUUGGAACUCUUGAGAAUUUUCUUCGCCAGGCCGAUAACCUGCGACAGCAAACCCUGCAACAGAUGCACCGGAUAUUAACUACCCGUCAGUCGGCACGAGCGCUUCUUGCCAUACAUGGAUACUUCUCACGUCUUCGUGCCCUGAGCUCUAUUUGGCUAGCUCGGCCGCGGGAUUAACAAGCCCUCUGUUCCUGUCGAGCACAUUACUUCCUGUUCUAGGGCUGAUCUGAAGUACCUCUCUGAUAUGUUGCAUUACUAGCUCCGGUACUAUGGCUGGACACCGGUGGAGCUAAUUCAGAUCAUGUAUAGCAAAGUAUGGUACUCCUUCCUUCCUCCUUAUUCAUGCAGUGUACUGUUGCUCAUGUAAGAAAAAGACCAUCAUAAUGUCAUUCUGCAUGCUCGUAGCCUCGUUUAAGAAAAUGAUUAUUGAAAUAAUCAAUGAGAAUUUGUUGCUAGGAUUUUAAUCUGUUUCA